Talaromyces proteolyticus is the source of this 1488-nucleotide messenger RNA. RefSeq lists its product as uncharacterized. The record is from RefSeq and is a predicted model, not a curated record. The transcript is spliced from 2 exons. Bases 1 to 1488 code for a protein of 495 amino acids. NCBI's taxonomy places the organism in Eukaryota, Fungi, Ascomycota, Eurotiomycetes, Eurotiales, Trichocomaceae.
AUGGGCAAACCGGAUGCGAGUAAAGACUACUAUGCCACUCUCCAUGUUGAGCCGGGAGCAACCCAAGAUGAAAUCAGACAGCAAUACAAGAAGCUAGCUCUGGCAUACCAUCCUGAUCGAAACCGGGGUCGUGAGACCGAAUUUGUGGCGAAAUUUCAGGCAAUUCAGGAGGCAAACGAAACUUUGUCCGACGAAAGACUUAGACAGCUUUAUGAUAUUGAAAGAUUUCAGACUAGGUUUACAUCUUCCACGACGCAGAAAAGUACUACCUCAUUCACAAGAAGAGGCGCUCAGCCAACUUCAAAUACCGAGAAGCCUUCAUAUACUUCGCGACGGUGGUCUCAGUUUGAUACCACAAAAAACCCUUUCUCGCCGCCCCCGGGGAGGGGACGAUAUGGAGGUCAAGAAUAUACCAGAUGGGGUACACGUACACCAGCAUUUGAAAGAUCUAGGACAACCAAAAAAACAGGCUUUAACCCUGGAGUUUCAGGCGACGACGAGCCAAGGGCACGAAAGACCACGUCUUACACAAAUACCCGUCACUCUGACCGGCCACGUAAUUUUUUUGGUAACGUUCCUUUAUCAAAAACGAAAGCGGGUACGGUGCCGGGUUCUUUCACACCUCCGCCUCCAGAAGUCCCGGAACCUAAACGAGCGAAGCGUGGAUACGCAACAACAGGUGGUGAAAAGACGUUCUUUUCUAGUGCCGAGUUGCCCGGUCAGCUCGGGACACAAGGCGCAAGGGGAGGGAAUGCAAAUACGCCACCUGAUAUACCUUCUCGUAAGAAUGAUAAGGAAGGGGAAUACGCCAAGUUUCCGUCAACGCAGUCUCCUUUCUCUACUAACAAUCAACCACAGCCGAGUCAGACUUUUCCGACUGUGGGUAAUCCCAAUGAAUCACAAAAAUUUCCAGGCGGCAAAAUUCCAUCAACUGCAGGUAUCAAUAACUAUCGCCAGCCAACUGUAUCGACAGAGGAAGAGGAGAAUGAGACAACGAUUGUGCCUCCAUAUCACGAAGGAGGACGCCCUGAUCCAAUGGAUGGUUUGCCGACCACGCCCACUGAUAUACCUGCUGGCAAUAGCCAUACCGAGAAAGGGGGUCCAGACGAAACACCAUUCACGGCACCACGUUCAAACACCAGCCAGCAGCCUGGCCAGAGCCAAAACUUUGGCCUUCCAUCCCCACCUCAACUCCCCACGAGACCAUCAUUUAUUCUCGCGGAAAAUGGUCUCAACGGCAUAGUUCCACCAAUCGAAACUUACGUAGAGAGUAUAUGUGUUUACAUCAGGGAAUGGAGUUGCUUUCAAAGAAAAAUGCUGGACAGAUUAUCUUGUAUCAACUCCGGAGGCGAGCCGGGGGCAGUUCACGACGAAUAUGAGAGAAAUUGUAGCCACUGGAGACACGCUCUUGUGUUGUAUCAACAGUGCAUAUUACAAUUAGGCGAGGUUCGAGAAUGGAUUCGUAGUAACGAUGCGAGUACUAUCUAA